Messenger RNA from Strongylus vulgaris, 581 nucleotides. The record is from the annotation of a GenBank genome assembly. Lineage: Eukaryota; Metazoa; Nematoda; Chromadorea; Rhabditida; Strongylidae.
AUGCAAAAGAAGGGUGCCCGAUUUGGCACGAACGUGCCUAUGAUUACCGAACUCGUGAACGACUCGAAUGUGCAGUUUCUUGAUCAAGAUGACGACGAUGAUCCUGACACUGAACUGUACCUUACACAACCAUUCGCCUGCGGUACUGCAUUCGCUAUAUCAGUGUUGGAUUCAUUGAUGAGCACGACCUACUUCAACGAUUCAGCGCUAACGCUGAUUCGUACACUAGUAACUGGCGGAGCAACACCAGAACUUGAGUUGAUUCUUGCUGAAGGCGCUGGCCUUCGUGGAGGCUAUAGCACGCCUGAGACAUUAGCAAACCGUGAUCGAUGUCGGAUUGCUCAGAUCGCACUUCACGACAAUCCCUACGAAGGCAUUGGACACAACUCCACCUAUGGCCAAAUGUUUACGACAUCAUUGAAGAAGUAUGGUCAAUUAUGCAUUGGUUUGUAUCGGUUACACGACCAGGACAACGCCGAAUCUGUGAAACGAUACGUGAUCACAAAUCCUCCCGCAGAGCUGAGGAUAAGGAGCUCCGAUUAUGUAAGUUAUGAACAUAUAAACAAAAUAUAUUGGUAAGA